AUAAUCUCUGAUCUAAAAUUAGUAUCAAGGGACGUGAUGCUGGAAGUAAAGGAUAAUUUGCACAAAUAAAUAAACUAGCACGAGAGGAGAUGGAUUCCAUCCAUAACUUAUUCAGGGUUUUUCUGCCCAAAUAUUUAAGAAGUCUACCUAUUCCAAAAACAGCAGCAGGGUAUGCAAGUUUAUCCGGUAAGCAAUUUGUUCUCUAAUUAUAAUAGGCUAAUUUGUGUCAAUGCACGAAUUCGGCCGCCGACAAACUUGUGUCAUCUAAAUUAUCUUUUAUUAGUGCGGUAGUGUCACUUACAGUAAGCAAGUACUACUAUAUGUAGUCAUCAGUAAGGCAAGAGUUGUAAGUUAUUAAAGUUAUAAGUUAUAUAUAUUUUUUUUUUCUGCUGUCCGUCACAAUGUGACGAUGGUGAAGACUUCGCAGGACGAAAUCCACAAGGUCACAAAAGCCUGGGAUUAAUCUACUAAUUCUAGGAUUAUAAGCUGGUGCCAAACAGCAAAUCACCCCGCUGGAUAACCCAAGGGAACAUCUUGUGGAUGAUACAGCUUGGCACCAGUGGCGUCGCAGGAGAUGUUGGAAUGUUUCAUUGUACCAUCUCCGGGUUUUGAAAAUUGAAGUUUCCUUCUCUUAGAUGAGUUGCCAUCCAAGGUUAACGAGUCCCAUCCACCCGGGAAGCUGAUGAUAUUUUUGCUUGACUGGGCGUUGGCUGGAAUGGAACUACAGACCACCAACUAUGUAUAAAUUAUAAUUAUAAAUUAUAUAUAUAUAAAUUAUAUAUAUAUAUUGUUCGUCCGUCGAGGACCGACGGGGACCAUCGAGUCGUCUGGUGACUGAUGACUUGCGCGGGUGACUUUGUUUAGAGUGAAGAAGAGUUGCGUGGCGUCUACCUCACGCUCUCGUCCGAGCCCACCAUAUCCAGUGGCAAGACUCUACAUCAAGACGACCAGGGAUGGGUUCCGUUGCAGGAAUGUGUCAUUGUUUGCGCCUUACGGGACUCCAACUCAGGGUUUGAAUUCAGAGUUUCCUUCUCUUAGAUGAGUUGCCGACCAAGGUUAACGAGUCUCAUCCACCCGGGGUGAUGUUUUUGCUUUGGCUGGACUUGAACACCAGACCACCAACUUGAGGUUUUGCUCAGUUUAGACCAUUUGGCCACCCAGUCACCCAAUUAUAAAUUAUACAAAUUCGGUUGUUCCACUUAAAAAUCAAAAUUUAAAAAAUCAAUAUUUCAUACUCUGAGUCAAUAGAUUCAUAGCAUAAUGAUAAUAAGCCUUCAUGUGGGUGCAGUAGACCUAAAAAAUUUCAGGGGCUCAAAAGUUUUGAUGUGGAAAAAAAAGAGGAAAACUAUCAACAACUAAGUUAACUAAGUUAACUAAGUUAGUCUUAGUCUAACCGAAAAGUGUGGGGGGGGGGGGGGGGGCUUCCAAAGUCACACUUUCUGCUCUGAUAAUAGUGUUAGUUGGUUAGGUGUUUGUUUUUUAAUCCAUAAUUUCAUGCUCUGACUCUGAAAUAUUUUAAAAUAAUAUGCAAAUUACCUCAAAAUGACAUAGUUAACAUGUUGACAUAGUCAUGAUAAGUGUUAGCCUAACCAGAGCCAGAGGUUAUAAUAUGGAAAUAAUUAUGAAGGACUCUUACUAUCAAGAUUAAAUAAAUAUAAGGCAUGGCUUAGCUACUACUAGUAGGCCUGCUACCCAGGAUUCAUCAACAUUGUGAAGGUUAUAAAAAUAGAAAUUGAUCAAUAAGUGGGUCUGCCAGAGUGUGAUGAUGCUGACUGUUGACAGCUACAUUAUUAAUCAGCUUGCCUUAGAGAAGGGUGUGGCGUAUCAUGUCAUAUGAUUCAAUUACCAAUUAACAAUGCUAAUAGUAUAGUUACAAUAUGCACAAUAGUCUAAUCUGCUUCUGCUAUAUAAAGCUCAGUCACAGAGUUAGUGUGACUAAGUCUAUGUUUGUUUGUCGAUGGGUUGAUCAAUCACAAGAAAACCAAACAAUGGAUCGCUACCAAAUUUGACAUGGUCAUUCCUCCUGACCUAUAGAUAGUUCCUCGAAAGUUAGGUCAUAAUCCCCUUAUCCCAAAGCUGUAAUUAAAAGAAAUCUUAAAAUGUGGAGGGUAAAGAUUUUUAAAAAUAUAAAGAAAUCAAGAGCUUUGAAGGAAAUUCAAGUAAAGUUAUUUUUGGUGUACAUGUUUUUAAUGAGCCCUUAUACUGAACAGUAGGCUUUCAAAAUCUAUUACAGGAAUGUUUUUGGUGCGCUUUUGCUUGGUACAAACAUAAUUUAAUAAAGCUUUAUUUUAUGUGUUUUUUUAAAAUAGUACAAAAGAAUUAUCACAUAGUUCAGGGUUGUGCAUAAACAGUGUUUUGGGGUACCAAGAGCUUUACUAUCAUGAACGCUCUUUUAUUUAUUUUUAUGUAUUUUUAUUACCAAAGCUUUGUAUAAUACAGUCCAACCCACUUAUCUCGACCUCGGUUAACUCGUCAACGCUAUUGGCGUUUUUGAAAUGGAACCACCAAAUUCUCUCUUUGUCUUAGCAUUUUCUCAUCGGUUAUGUUGAUUCUUUAAUGUCCCUAAUAUAUCAAGCUCAAAAAGGGGCCGAAUUUGCUACUGAACGUCGGUUAUCUCGAUCCCCAUGACCAUUUGUCGGCUUUUGAACCCUGCAAGAAGAAAUAGCAAACAAGAAAUAAACAAUUUUUGCAUAAUAAAAAUAAUUAUUUAUUUCCCAAUGAAAGAUAUCUGCUGCAAGCGCUUUGAGUCUGAUGAAAACAUUCAUGUUGUAAUGAUCACCCUUCUCAUUGCACAGACUAUAAUAAGCUCAUUGUCACUCCUUUAUGAAGACAAAGGAAACUAGAUCUCCAUAUCACCCCGUGACCUACCAGCAUUCACCGGUCACGGGUUUAUGGUCUGUUUCUCGAUUUCAAAAAAUCUAACGGGGCGCGCUGCUUAGUGAAGUACCUAAUAUAAUAGACCUAUUUUUUAAAUAUAACAGACCUAUUUUUUAAAUAUAACUUACAUUUUCAUAACAUUUGUUAAUAGAAAGAAGGGCCGAAACAAAUUGUUCUAACUUGAAGACUAAAAUGAGUACUUCACAAAUGAAGUAUUUAUAAUAUUAAUAUUCCAAUCAUAUACAGGAUACAGUCUCGUCAGUCAGUCUUAUAUAAAGUAACCUAGAACUAGUCUAGGCCUAAAACAUAUUAGGCUUAGGCCCUAUAGCCUAUUAAUUUUUAUUGACUUAAAUUAUUAAAUUAGGUAUAACCUAAAAUUUAGGCUUAAUUUUGUGUUUUAGAAUCAUUCUUAUUUCUUAACGCACAUCAUGUACAUAAAGAAAUUUCAAGAAUAUGUUUAUAUAUCGCUGCCAUAUUGGAUUUUAGUUUAUCUCGAUCAUCGUUUAUCUCGAUUCUUUUUGGCAAACCCCUUGGCCGGCGACAUAACCGGGCUCUACUGUAGCUACUUGGGUGGAAAGGCGAUUUGUACGUUUGUGAUUUAACCCUAAAUCAGCAUUAAUUAACACUAUGUCCCUGAAUGGUUGGGUGAGUUUUAUUAAGAUAGCAAUGUCUCAAAGGCAUCAUUAGUUAGAAACGGAACAAUUUAAGGCCGUAGUAGAUUUCACAUUUUAAAUUAAAUUAUUUCCAUGUUUUACAUUCAGUAUAAGCUUCUUGAAUUCAAAUGCAAUAAGUUGGUCUAGAGAUUUUUUGCUUGACAUAAGAUAAUUACUAAGUAGUGUUAAAGUUGUCAUAAUAUGUUUCUGUAAGACUCUAUGGAUUUCCUCAAAUUUUAACAUCUGAAUGAGUGUAGGUUCUACAAUGUAUUUUCGUUAUAAUAACCAAAGCUAAAGGCCUAUACAAAGGUUUAGGGUACAAUGAAAGCUCCUAUGCAAAUUGUUGCAUUUAGACUAAACUUGGUAAAAAUAUUUUUCAUGAUUCCUUUUAAAAUGUUGCUUCUUAAAGGUAUUUUCCUAAUAAUAGCCAAAGACAUACAAGAAGCCUUAUGUUAAAAUGUUAGCUUCUAAAUAAAUUGUUGCAUCUCGACCAAACUUAGUAAACAUACAUUUCAUAAUCCCUUGUAAAAUAAUAAAUUACCUACAGUGUGAUGCCCAAAUUUAUUUUAAUUAAACUAUUUAUCUUUCACAUUUUUUAACCAAUUUUAAUGGGGCAAUUUUUAAAAUAAAGUUUGUUUGUUAUCCAACAAAAAAUACUCUCUGCUGUAAAAUAUUAAAUAUUAAGUUCUUUUGGCACUGGGGGCCAAAAUCAUAAAAGUUUAAAAAGCAACAUAUUUGCAAAUUGCUUCUGAUUUUAAUGGGAUACAUUGGAAAAAUUAACUUGAAUAUUUGUCUAAAUGAUUUGUAUUUCCCCUUAUUUUAGGGUUAACUAUAAUGGCCUCUUUUGAUUGAGGAUCCUAUUUCAUUUAAAUUGAUUAACGGCCAGGGCUUUGGCAUUGGUUAAUUUUUUUUUUUUUAAACAUCUUUUAAAAGUUAGAUUUGAUCUUUAAAUCCAGCUUGAAUAUUAACUGAAAGGAGCUGGGCCCAAAAAUCAAUGUUUUCAAGUGUUAGUUUAAAUCUUGCUUUUUAUAGAAGAAAUUUUUUAAUUGGUAUUUUGCAAAUUGUUUUUGACAGGUCCCUAAAUUUAUGUGUACGCUUAUAACAUUUUAGACUACGGAAGGUUUUUUCCCCCAAAAAUAAACCCAAGCAAAGAUUCGCUGCUUAAUGCAACCAUAUUCUUUUAAUAAAUGGAAAUAAACAUUGUACCAUUUUAAUAAACUGCAGUUCAUUGAAUUUUAAUAAACUACAGUUAAUGGAAUUGUAUAUGGUGGGUGCAGUUUAUUACAAGUAUGACAUAGUUCAGUGGCUUGCUUAAAGGGUGCUUUGGCAUGCUUAGGGGUAUACCAACUUAGGAGUUCUGUUUUUAAUUUUUUUUGUCUCUUAUAAUAUGUAUGUGUUGGGAAGUGAGAGUCACAAGUUUGAGAUUUAGCCUCAAAAAGCAAGUAUUAAAAAAUGUGGGUUGGUGCAUUAUUUGUAAAAAUGCAACACUUUCAGUCCAUACAAGAUUACAUCUUUUUAAUUAAAUUAUUUAAAUACCAGACAAAAUAAAUUUCUCUCUCAAUUUUACUACUGAAAUCUGAUAAUCACACAGUAGGAUUAGUAUCAAGCCUGGGUUCUCAAUAAUUAAAAUAGUCACCUGCAAGAUGAGAUGUUAAAUGCAGCAGCUGGCAAAACAAAAACGGAAAACACGUUUGGAACCAGGAAAUUAACCAAAUGGUUGGUGCCAUCCCAAUCAGCCAGUGUAUGCUGAACAACAAAUUAAUUAGUUUAGAUAACCUUGUCGGAAUGCCAGUCAACCACCCUGCAUUGCAAAUGUACAAUGGCAGGCACUCUGAUUUCAGGAAUAUUAACUGAAACUGGGUGGGCCCUAAAUUCAAAUGUUGACAAGAAUCUGGCCUUUUAAAAGAGCAAAUUUUAAUUUUAUUAGUUACUUUAAUGAAGCGUUUUUGACUACGUGUUCUCUCAUAACAAUGUAUGCGAUUUUUUUAUUUUUUUUCAAAUACAAACCCAAGAAAAGCCAGGUAUAUUGGCUAUUACUGAUACAAAAUAUACAUUUCAGAUACAACCCAUAUGGCUUAGCCUUUGGACAGUGGGUCCAAAAAAUUGUCAUUUAAGGAUGGCCCCUAAGUAGAUGACAUAGCCUAGUAGUCCACUGUUUUUUUAAAAAUAACUUUUUAUUCUAUCAGUAAAGAUUAGUGGAUGAAUUUACCUACAACAAAAUAAAAAUCAUAUUGAGCUUUUAUGCAGAUAUUAAAGUGUCACCAUUUUUAAAAUAAAAAUUAACAUUUAAAAUAAUUAAUUGCUUUAAGUACCUUAAUGUUGAAUAUUUUUUAAAUAUUUUAAAAUGAAAAAAAAUCACAUUGGAGUCCGAUAAAUAAUUGCAAUAAAUAUUUAAGUUACUAAAUUCAGGCUUUGGUUUUGAUGUUAAUAAGUUAACCUUUUAAAAUUAUUUCACAGGUGAAGAUUGGCUCAACUUAAGUCCCGUUUUUCUGACUUCAAUUAUAUUUGUCUAUGCACUAUUUCAAACUUUGUGUAAUCGUAGAAAAAAGAUUCCUAAACCAAAGGUAUGAUUAUAUAAUUCUUAACAUUUAUUAUAUGUAGUUUAGGAGUAAAAAAGUGUAGCACAUGUUGAUGUUUUCUUUUUUGUUAUGAAAAAAAGAGAAAAAUUAAAAUUGUAGAAAAAUAUGUUAAAUUUAAAUUGUUACAACUUGAUAAUAAUGUAAAUCAAAAUGGAUAGGUUUUAAAGCCUUUAGUUAGCAACAUGCAACAAGAAUGUCACUAUUUUUCAUCUCUCUACAUUUGUGACCAAAACUCUUAUAAUAUAAUUACCAAUUAGUGUUUGUGUAGUCUGUGUCUGCACUAAGGUACUCCUUUGUAUUUGUAUGUCCAUUCAUUCAUUGUUGCCUAUAUAUACAUUUAAAAAAUGCUAUAUUGCCAAACCCUGUAAAUGUUGUAAGCUAACAACUUGAAUAUUUUUUUUUUUUUUUAAAUUUAAUGUCAAGAAGAGGAAAUAAAUUUAUUAUUUAUCGACAUGCUUUAUUAAAAUUGAAAUGAAAUUAUUUGAUUUACACUUUUAUUUUUUGCAUUUUUUGUGUUGAAAUUUAUGUUACAUUUUAUUAACAAUGAAUAUAUGAAUAAUACAUCUGUUUGGACAUAGCUAUAACUAUACUUUUUAUUAGUGACAAAAAAAAUGUAUCAAUUUUUAACUGCAUAUUAUAGUCUACACUGUUCAAAAUAGUUCUGUUAACAAUUGAUUAUAUCUGUGUACCUUUGUGCAGGUCAAUUAUACCAUCCAGAAGGAAGAUACUAAGGUUGUCACUCAGUUUGAUAUUGAAGAUCUUGGUGACAAGAUUGCAUUCUGUCGAUGCUGGAGGUCAAAGAAGGUGCGUUUUUACCUCUACUCUUUCAUUUGUUUUAAAAAUUCUUUAAUUUAAAAAAAAAUAAUGUUUACAGGCAGAAAGUCCUCAGCUGAAAAAUUAUCCUUCUAAACUGAUAGACACAGACAAAAUAAACAUAGAACAAGCACUUACUUCUUGCCAUUGAUUUCAACUAAGAAGAGAAAUUGUUUAGAAUUAAUGAAGUGAUUUUUUUUUUUUUCAAUUCCCAAUACAUUUAAUUUUCUUGCAAAUUUUGCAAACUCUUUAAAAUCAUAUCCCUAAUGUUAUAUACCGUACAUGGAAUAUAUACUUUUUUAAAAUAUGCCUAUAUUCAUACAAGUUAGCAUUGUAAUUAUAUUAAAAAAUCGUAAUGUGUGGCAUUAGAUAUAUUAAUUUAUAUGGAAUAUAUAAUUUUUUAAAAUAUGCCUAUAUUCAAACAAAUUAGCCUUAUUUAUAGUCAGAUAAUUUUAUAUAUUAAAAAAUUAUAAUGUGUACCAUUAGAAUAUAUUAGUUUAUAUGUAAUCUUUGUCAGUUUCCAUUAUGUGACGGAUCACACAACCAACACAAUGCUGAAGCCAGGGACAACGUAGGUCCACUGCUUUUGAGGAGGGAUGCAGUGGAGGACAACUAGAGGUUUGUUUGAGGUUGAAACUUCCUCAAACAAACGUACAAAGUUUUGUUCAAUCCAAUGUUAUGCUUGUAUUAUUGUUACAUUGUUUUGUAGUAAACAUUUACAAAUAUAUCAUAAUUACUUAUGCAGAGAAUAGUUCCAUCUCUAUUUAGAACUUGAUAUAAUAUCUAGAUGAAAGUGGAUCUUUUCUUAAUUACUUAUUUAUUUAAAGGAGUCAUGUAAUCCCAUUCUGGUGAUGAAUAAACAAAAUUUGGCAAAUAUUGCCUUUUAAUUAUGCAAUUGUCAAAAUUAUGUGUACACCUACAUAAUGUGUAUGAUCCAGUUAAUGUAAGGACUUUUUGUAUGUGCAUUUAUUUGAGACUUAGAUUGCUGUUCUGAUAGAUUCCCACAUUAUGCUGAAAAAUCUUUUUCCUGACUUAAUAAAUUACAAAGGUCUGAUGGCUUACAUAAGUAAAAUAUGUAAACGCAGAUGCAAUAUAAAUAAAGAUGUUUUUGUUCCUAAUCAGAAUUUUAAGAAGCUGUCUUUCAGUUACAUACUACCUAUGUGUUUUAUAAUGCACACUUAUGGUCUCAAUUAGAGAUGGGAAUCGAAACGAACCUGAACCAAACACAUGGACCUCAAACCCUGCAGACCACUGAACAGAAACCGAAUCCUGCUGACUACGAAACCAGAACCAAACUUGAAAUUCUAUAUCACCAACCAGAAGAACCUAUUGCAAAAGUAUUAGAACAGACAAUGUUUUACAAAUGUGGCGCGUCACAACUUAUGCCAGAAAUCCUUAUAUUUUAAUUAAAACUAGAAAAUCCAAAUGCAAAAUGAUUUUUUUGUAAACCAAAAUGAUCUUUUUUUUAUCAUCUCCUACCCAGCUGUCCCCCACCAACACACCUUCGCACAUAGGAUUUAUUUAUAUUAAAGCCUGACAAAUUGAACAAAACUUUGUCGCUGACUCUUUUUCAUCAAUAAGUGUUCGCGACUUAAAUCGUUAAAAAACAGAAACGAUUAGUUAUUUAUCAAUCAUAAAAUGGUUUAUACCUAGAUCAGCGUUACCCAAAUCAUCCGCAUGCCUUACGUUUUCAGUCUGCAUAACUUGAAUAUUUAUGGUGAAAUAAAAUAAUAUACAUAAUAAAUCCGGCACCGGUUGCAAUUUCAUGUCUUGUCCACCAGUCUGGCAAACUAAAAGCAAAAAAAGAUGAUAUGAAAUGUGCCUUGGUGGAGAGGGGGGAGUAUGCCUGACUAGAACGAUGCUUCUACAAGAUGGACCACAAACAAUGAUGCAUUGCAAUGGAAAAAAGAAAUGAUGAAAGAUAAUAGAAAGCGUCAUCUGCCUUUAUUGUUAUAGUAUGUGUUCUUACAGUAAAAACCUGGGGGGAAAAAAAUGUAUUUCCAAAACCGAUAUACGGUUUGCCAUAAAAAAUGGUAUUACAUUACAUCCCUAGUUAUACUGAACCGAACGCAAACUUAAAUUGUUAACGAAUCAAUCUGAACCUCAACUUCCAAAAGUGGGAUCGAUUCCCAACUGUAGUCUCAAUCUUAAUGUAGCAAGAUAAUUUUAUCAAGAGCUCAUUCAGUGUUCAUAUCUUUAUCAUAGUUUUAUUUUGCAUUUAAUUUAUAACAGUGUAAACAUGCACUGUAGUAUAUCAAACACCAUCCUGGAUGUAUUUCAUUGCUCUGGAAAUGUCAAGAGUUUAUUUUUAGAGUGAUUUAAUAAUUAAGUCAGGGAUCUGGUUCACAGCUUGCAUUAUGGAUUGAGUUGUAUUACCAUGAAUCAUUAUGUUUUAAUAUUUCAUAACACAUUCCUAGACUUCAGAAAGAAAAACACUACACGUUAGAUCCCUAGUUUUGUUGUUGACAGUUUAACCAGUGCCAUUGCUUGCUUUAUAGAUCUGUGUAAGAUGAUGCCCCAUGUCAACAUUGUGACCUUGCCUUCAUGCAUAUAUUAUUUUUCUCUUUCACCAUGGGAAAUCUCAUCAUUUUGUACCAAUAUUAUAGCAAGGAUUGUAUUUAGAUGAACUUUUUAAAAAUCUUUUUCCAGAUGAUUCUGCAAUUUCUUCAAUUUACACAAAUCUUAUAACCUAAGAAAAUUUUGUCCUAUGAAGAAAUUCUUUGGAGAUCUUCGUCAUUCUCAUAUUGCUGCAAUGACUUGUAAUGAUUCUGUAAUUUGGUUAUUUACAUUUCAAACCUGUUUUUAUUCAGUGACAACCAUCUUUGGAAGGAGUAAAUUAUAUCUGACUUUUCCAUGCAUUGAAUGCAAGGAAGCCAAUCUUUAAUUUCAACUUUGGAUUGAGAAACGAACAUUUUCUUUUGAUGACUCGAGAAAAACUUAACAUUCUUUUUUUUUCUUCUAAAGAAUUUUUUUUUGUAUUGGCAUCAAUUAUUUAAUUAAUUGUGUACAUCAUUGUGGAUUAGAUGGAGACUGACAUAAUUUGUUAGGGUAUCAUCCUACUCAUUCUUAUUUGAUACUCAAAGCUUUCUUUAAAAAAAAGAAAUUAUAUGUGCUUUUAUUUCUAUGUUACCUCACUUGUUGGAUGUUAUAUAAAACCAUUGAAAUGUUUAUUUAUUUUUUGUUUAAAAUUAACAAUUGACCAGGGGAACAAAUUUACUUUAAUUAAUUUGUGAUCAGUGAAAUGACAAAUGUUAUGUCCUUUGUAUAUUUUUUGUUUGGUUAACAUUCCAAAAACUUUGUGAAUGACUUAAAAGAGAAUACUUUAGAAAACUAAAUUAUAAACUUAAUUGGUGUAAAUUUUAAAGGUCUUGUCUCCAUUUGAGACAAUAUUUUAUUGUAAAAUAUACUGUGAUUGUAUUUGGUGCAAAGAUUUCGUGACACCGCCCUUAAUAAAGAAAUGUAUUGCUGUAAUCAAUUUAAUCUUUUACUACUUAUAGUUUUAUAUUGCCAAGCUUUCUACUUAAAUAUUUUUUAAUGACAAAUUAAAAAAAUAAAGAUGUUUUAAUAGUUUUCCAUUA
Messenger RNA from Lymnaea stagnalis (great pond snail), 10500 nucleotides. The record is from the annotation of a GenBank genome assembly. Lineage: Eukaryota; Metazoa; Mollusca; Gastropoda; Lymnaeidae.